Molecule: messenger RNA, 4032 nt
Organism: Neocloeon triangulifer
Lineage: Eukaryota; Metazoa; Arthropoda; Insecta; Ephemeroptera; Baetidae
Gene: neb
Product: kinesin-like protein KIF14
Exons: 15
Coding region: 169-3405 (1078 amino acids)
Biological process (GO): mitotic spindle organization; microtubule-based movement
Molecular function (GO): microtubule binding; microtubule motor activity; ATP binding
Source: RefSeq, a predicted model, not a curated record
CCCCUACAGAGGAAAGACAACUCUCCGCCGCAACGGUCAAAAAUAAAAAACACGCGAAAUCGAGUGGAAAACAGAAAUGAUCAUCUGAAAACACGUUUUUUUCUUGGAUUCACUUGGAUAAUUCUUGACAAAUAUCAUCUGAAAAGUGUGCAUUAAUCUAAGCACAUCAUGAGAGACAUUGUUGUGCCAAACAGAUACAAUAAGGAGAAUAAAACACAUCAUGCAGCCGGCACAUCGAGCUCAUCAAGACCUACUCCAACUGAGAAAAGCAACUCUUCUUUAAAUUCGUCUUCAGCCAAAAUCACAAUCGAGAUGAAAACUGCUGUCACUCCAGGCAGAAAAGAUGGGUUUGCCACCCCGAAAAUAACUGUGUCGCAGCACAAGUCAAGUUCAUCGACGUUUCACCAAAAGAAAACACAAGUUUACAGUUCAACUACAGAUUCUUCAACACCAGUUGGAAGCAGCAAAAAUUUAGCCACGCCAAGUUCUGCUUUCAAAACACCAGACUUAGUGAGAUCAAAUUCUGUUAGCCAAAAGAGGAAGUUUUUCAACACUCCCACGUCAACGAAGCAUCCAGACACUCCGAUUCCCAAAAGAACCGCCAACCAAAGUCUUCACGCUUCCAUGACUGAGACAGAGGAAGAGUGUAAUGUUACAGUGGCCGUCAGGGUCCGCCCUUUAAACUCCAAAGAGCGAACUGAAGGCAGCACAAUCAAGACUGGUCAAGAUGGACUUGUGACGAUAGACGGAGCCGACGGUUCUUCCCUCAGUUUCCAAUAUGAGCACUGCUUCGGACCUGAUUCAACGCAGAUGGAGGUCUUCAGGGAUCUGGUGCACCCUUUGCUCACAAAAGCCUUGGAAGGCUACAAUGCUUGCUUGUUUUCCUACGGGCAGACAGGUUCUGGCAAAACCUACAGCAUGAUGGGUGCCGAGGUUGUUAGUGGCUGCAAAGUUAGUCGAGAAGCCGGAAUCAUACCUCGAUUUGGAUUUUCCCUGUUUGAGAAAAUCAACAGAGGUAAAAUGAAUGUAUCCAUCGAAGUGUCAUACUUUGAAAUCUACAACGAGAAAAUCCGUGACCUUCUGAGUGAUGACGCUGGACUGCGACAAGCCAAACCAACCCUCAGGGUGCGAGAACAUCCUCAGUAUGGGCCGUAUGUAGAGAACCUGACCGUGCAGAGCGUCAGCAGUUUCGAAAGUCUUCAAGGAUGGCUGCGCCUCGGUAUCAGCAGAAGGGCCACUGCCGCCUCUGCUAUGAAUGACAAGAGCUCCAGGUCGCACAGCAUUUUCACCAUUACACUGACUCAGGGCCCCAAAAGAAGCAAAGUGCACCUGGUUGACCUGGCUGGAAGUGAGCGACUGGUGAACACCUGCGCCACAGGAGACAGACUCAGAGAAGGAGUGAGGAUAAACACGUCCCUCUUGACUCUGGGCAAGGUCAUCAACGCUUUGGCCGACAAAGCAAAAAAGACGUUUGUCCCAUAUCGAGACUCCAUGCUGACCUGGAUCUUGAGCGAUUCUUUGGGUGGAAGCGCAAGGACGGUGAUGCUGGCCACCGUCAGCCCAUCCAAGUUGUUUGUCGAAGAGACUUUGGCCACUUUGCGCUACGCCUGCCAAGCCAGGACCAUCGUCAACAGACCGCAGGUUCAGCUUCAACAGGGCGCCACCCCACAAAUGCAGCGUCAGCUGCACGAAGAAAUGGAUCGACUGAGGCAAGCUCGCGAAGAGUAUGAAAAGCGCGGCGCCGGCCGUGAGGUGCAAGCGCUUCAAAUGGAGUUGUCCUCGGUGCGGCAGAAGCUGCGGCAAGUGGAGGAGGAGCGUUCGGAGUGGGAGUCCAGGGUCAAGGCCUAUGAUCUUGACCGCUCUCGCCAACUUGCCGAAUUGGCGCGCAAGGGAGUGACCACCAGCGAUAAGCCAGGGUUGAUGUUGUUGACCUCUGACCCUUCCUUAUCACUCCAUUACGCGCUGCCCACCGAGGCCAAGCCGAAAUUGGUGUUCGGCAGUGUCCAGCCCCCAGCAGAUGUUAUCCUCGACUCGCCCCUUGUGGCCGAAAACCACUGCUUGUUGGAGUUGAAAUGUGGCACCUUCUGGCUGACCCCUUGCGAGGGCUGCGAGACUUUUGUCAAUGGAACUUUGGUAACCCAGGAGUUGCCCCUCACAAAUCGGGACAGACUCGCUCUCGGAGGUGACGUGUUCCUUCUUUUGAAUCUUGACAACUUCAAUGAGUCUGAAACUGGCACUAAUGCCCCUCUUGUGGACUACGAGUUUGCUCGCAUGGAGUUGAGCUUGGCCCAAAAUGCGAGACUCAACAUGGAACUAACCUCGGCCAAACAGAAGGCGCUUAUGGAACUGGAGGCCAAGAAGGCAGAGCUGGAAAAACUUGGAGCAUCAAAAGAUGCUGCUGAGGCAGAACUGGAGCUGAUGAGAGCUGAUCAGCAAAAAUUGGCUGCCGCUUUGAGGGCCGAGAUCGAAGCUGAGAAGAGACGAAUGGAGCUUGCUAUGGCCCCGCUCGACAUCAGUAUUGCACCUUCGUAUGAUUCAAACUUCAUUCAGGAGUUGAAAAGUCUUGAGCAAGCUUCAACGGCGCCGUCUGGCAUCGGUCUGCAUGAAAUGCACUGCUUGGUUAAAGAGGCAACUCAGCGCUGCAAACAAUUAGGCCUACCAUAUAGGUUCACUCAGGCCCAAAAAGUGAACUCUGGAGGCAGUUCAAACCAAUCAGCGUUGCAACCUUGCGUAAAAAUCCGUGGAAAGGGAAGACUUUCUACUGUGUGCACAAAUGACCAAUUUAUGGAUGUUCUGGACACUAUUAGAGAUUGCGAAGGCGAGGUUUCCACUGCCACUGAUCAGCUAGAAAAUGGUUGUCUCUUGGAAUGGUGUGAGGACGAAAAUGACUCUUCAUCGUCUGAGAAUAGCAUUUUAGUUGACAUGGCUCCAUUCCGACGCCCGAAUUCCACUCCAGCAACUACAAUUGAUCCCGAAAAAUGCUUUGCUGUCAUGCAAGAAACUCUGAAGCAGCUCCAAGGCGUCACUUUCAAGCACCCGAAUGCCAGUACUUAUCUGAAGAAUGUCUCUGACUUGUUGUGCCAAUUGGAAAGGGCGUACUUGCACCCGGAGUUUGACUCGUUCCAGUCAGAAAUUUCUAGUGUCCACAGCGAGAAGUCAAAUGACACGGCCAAGUCUGACUCGUGGCUGAGCGAGGCUCUCGACAGACUUCGAAACACCUCGGUGGCGUCCUCAAUCGCAUCAUCAGCAGCGUCCACCUCCACCAUUCUUUACUCGCCACCCUCAAUUUCCGCAGUGCCCAUGAAGUCCAACAUCAGACAGCCUUUGGCAGAUUCGCCUAGCAAGGAAGUCCGGUUCCACAUCAAGUUGAGCAGAAAGCGAAAAAGCGACCCGAAAGAUAAGUGACUAGAGUAAUUUGCUCAAACCUUGAAAUCUUGCCUUUACGAUUGUGCCUUAACAUAAUUUUUCAAAACUAACCUGUACAUAUAUAAAAUGUACUUACGCAUUUAAAUUAUUUUCCCGUAUUUUUUAAUUAACAGACAAUAUGCGACAGGCAUGUUUGAUAAAUAAAAUUGAUCUGCAUUGGAGUUUUCAACAAUAAAUAUGUAAUUUAUUUGUACAAAAUAAAUAAUGAUAAUGUUAGGGGGAUUGAAAAACUGUGCUCGGAUAUGCCACUGUAGCACACAAUUUCAUUGUUGUGUGGUCAUCCAUUGGCUUGGAAGAAAAGUGUUAGUGCCAAAUAAAUUCUUUGAAGUAUCAAUUCCAUCAAAAUAUUUGAGCAUCUUCUGCGCUCUCUUGCCACUCUGGAGACUCUCCGAACGAGACUUUUUGCGUCUGACAAAGAAGUCAAUCAAAGAGGCGGUUCGGUCGGACAACGAACGUCUACUAGAGGACGCAAAGGAAGAUCGGUCGCUCGAACCAAGGCCUGAAAUAUUCAUAAAUCCUAAUGAGAGACCGAUUAAAGACGCUAAAAAUUAUUUAUAAUUAAAUAUAUGUUUACACAUUGCAAACUUGAUUUUAGGCAGCAAAAAU